AUGGCGAUCGGUCCGACACUUGGCACCGGCCUGUUCAUCGGCGCUGGCCAGGCUCUCGCUGUUGGCGGGCCCGCAUCGCUGCUCCUGUCGUAUAUAAUCCUCUCCCUCCUUACCUAUGCAAUGACCACGACCGUUGCUGAAGUGUCUACUCAUAUGCCAUCGCGGUAUGGAACACUCGUCACAAACGGCUACCUGUACAUGUCAAGCAGUGUUGCUUUCGCUUCAACAUACCUCCGAUGGUACGCACUCGCUCUUUUUGUCCCAUACGAAACAACAACGGCUAUGGCCAAUCUUGGUCUGUGGAAACCGGGAACUGCAGUUGGCUCCAGAUUGGCUAUCAUCACGGCUAUCGUCGUGGGAAGCAACUUCCUCCCUGAGAAAGCCUUCAAAGCCUCCGAGCGGCUGUUCACUUGGAUCAAGAUCGGUACCAUGGCCACUCUUUUCGUCCUGGCUUUAGCUCUUGGCCUCGGAGGUCUUGACGGACAGACACCUUGGGGGUUCAAAUAUUGGAAGCAGCCAGGAGCCAUGAAUGAGUACAUCAUCAGUGGCGUGCGGGGACGGGCCUUGGGCUUCUUCCAUUGUCUUCUCGAUAGCUCUAUUGCGUUCACAUUCGCCCCAGAGCUCAUUGGUCACCACGCUGAGAUUCCUGCAGUGCUUGGCGAGUCCGCAAUUCUCAGCGCAACCAUUCCCGGAAAAGUCACAUCAGACGUGCUUCAAACAGCCUUUCCUUAUAUUCUGAGUUCUGUGGCCAUGGGUGUGAUGGCUCCGUUUAACGAAACGCGCUUGACCAACAAUGGUACAGGCUCUGGAAUAUCGCCCUACCUGAUCGGCCUCAAAGACGCACAUAUUCAGAUCGUACCCACGAUUGCAACCAUUGCAAUUCUGCUCUCCUCGGUGGCCUCCGGUCGGUCUUUCCUCUUCCUGUCUUCUCGCACACUAUGUGCCAUGUCGGAACUCGGCCAUGCCCCCUCGGUGUUCUCAUCACGCAAUCGCUGGGACGUUCCUUAUAUGGCUGUUUUGGCGUCUAGUCUGUUCACGAGUCUUGGCUUCAUAUCGGUGAAGUACUCGAGUUCAGUUACGAACAACUACCUCCUUCGUCUGGUCACCAGCGCCGGCUUUCUUUCCUCAUUGGUAUCAUGCAUAACCUACCGUCACUUCCGUCAAAGACUGAGGGUAAACCGAAUCACCUCUCGACACAGCUUCGCCGUGCAGCCCUUCGGCACCUAUCUUGGGAUGUUCGUCAGCACCCUACUGUUGAUAGCCGGUGGCUUGUGGGGAGGGCCCAAAGACAAAGUGAAGGGGCCUCGCAGUAUGAGACUACUUGCAUCAUACAUCAACAUUGGCCUUUUCGCCUUGUUAUUCCUGUUUCAUCGAUUCCAAGACGCCGUGCCUGUCGUUGAGGUUGAAAGGCCGAUCGAGAUGAAUCGACGAAGAUGGGCGGAUCAGGCUGGACCAGAGUCUCGAACACAGAAGGCGCUUCCACGUCGGCGGAAGCUUGAUGCAAUUCCCGAGAAUGUGGGGGCUUUCGAGUUGAACCUCAAUCAGACAAUGUUCGAAGGGCCUUGA
Molecule: messenger RNA, 1566 nt
Organism: Penicillium brevicompactum
Lineage: Eukaryota; Fungi; Ascomycota; Eurotiomycetes; Eurotiales; Aspergillaceae
Product: putative proline permease
Exons: 1
Coding region: 1-1566 (521 amino acids)
Biological process (GO): amino acid transmembrane transport
Cellular component (GO): membrane
Molecular function (GO): amino acid transmembrane transporter activity
Source: RefSeq, a predicted model, not a curated record